ACGACAGCUGCUAGCUGCUAAACUUCUGAGUGAUUUUCGUGGAAAAGAGCGGGAAAAUAAUCGCUGCGCGACAACUGGGUACGAUCAACCAGAAUGCUUCGCAAGCAAAGAAAAUCAACAUGGCUGAUCAGCCGCGGGUUAGGCUCACGAAGACUGCUAAGGAUUAAAAACACUCAUGAAUUUGAUUGGAUAUGGGUAACAAACAAAGUGCUAGAAGAAGAGAAAGUCAGAUAGUACGUCCACAGUUAGCAUCAUCUAUAAAUCCCGUGCUUCCACCAGAAGCUGUUGUCAAGCUCACGGAAUGUUUAAACACGCUACCUAUCACCCUGGACAGAAGAGUUCGUGAUGAAGUCAUACGUCGUGUAGAGCUGAAAGAGACAGAGGAUGCCCCAGAACGUUUACUUAGUAAAGGCCAUGAGCCAUUAGGGAUUCAUGUGCUUGUGUCGGGGAAUGUAACUGUUUACAGCGAGAACCAGAAGUUUGUCUUGAGGGAAAUACAAGAAGGUGAUUGCUUUGGAGAGGUUUCUGUGCUGUUUAACAUGAACUGCACUGCUGAUGUGUGGUCAACUAACAGGUGUGUGAUAUUACUUCUGAAGACCAUUGAUGCACGUCAGCUACUUGCAUUUCCCAGUGAGAUAACUCUUCUGCAAUGGUUUCAACAGAGGAGAUACCUUGAUACCAGUAAGUUGUUUGACAACCAGCAGCUGUCAAAGGAGAUUGCUAUAGAUGUCUUACAAAAGUCCCCAGUUGUACAUGGUUGGAGAAAAGAGUCUCUGGUCUCUGUAGUCAACACUAUUAAACCAGCAAUUAUUGUACUGUAUCCUGCUGACAGCUUAAUUUUCAAGGAAGGAUGGAAAGGAGAAGAAAUGUUUGUUCUAGUUCGUGGACAGGUGAAGUUUUCAACAGGCAAUCAGGAGCUUGCUACAUUUGAUGCUGGAGGCAGAGGUUUCUCAUUUGGUGAAGAAGGUUUUUUCGCUGGAACUGAGAGAAGAUCCACUGUUAGGGCAGUUGGCCCAUGCCAGGUUAUUAUGCUUAAAGAGGAAAACUUCCAUGAUGCUGUCAGUCAGUUCCCAGCUGAGGCCACUCUACUCCGCGAGCUAAGUGUUAAGUGGAAACAGCAGGUUAAUCAGAGAGUUGAUGAACUUUACUUAAAGUAUGGAGGAGCCUUGGAUCUGGAGAUUUUGAGGAUGACAUUAAAGCAGACAGAAGAAUUCAAAGAUUGCCCACCAGGAUUCCUGUACAUUCUCGCUUUGUCCAUGGUUAUCAAGGAAGUACAAGCUGAUAAUGAGCUGUUAUCAACCAGACAGUACCAAGAAGGCGGUACUCUGUUUGUAGUGCUUCAAGGAAGUGCAGAAGUGAUGGAAGAUGACACUCCUACAUCACACACAGUGGAACUUAAAGAAGUAUUUUGGAAGAAUAACAACAUGCCUGACCAGGGAUGGGUUAAGGCGUUAGAACUGUGUGUGGCAGCCUUUUUCCCUGAGGAUGCAGUGAGAGAAGCAGAGAACACAUUCCCCGAUGUUGUGCUGCCCAGACCUUGAGCGAGCGAGUGUUUGGUUUGGCCGACCGACAGAGCUGCGUCCCCCAUCGUCAAAUAGUUCGGCUCCCGGUGGUGUGUUAAACAGGGCAAGCUUCCAUCGCACUCUGACUCUAUCAGUUCCGCCGACAGACACCGUGUCAGUUCCGUAGGAGAUCAGGUUCUAUCGUCGGGAGGGCGGGGGGAUAUCAAUCCUCUGCCCUACCCUGGAGUGGAGGACUUAUCCAGCUGCUGUCACGUGACCCUUCUAUCCGAAUCAUACGUGCCCGUACGCUUCUGGUAGUGAUUCAGUCUAGAUACUGCUGAUUAAUAAAUUAAGUACUCUGU
Messenger RNA from Orbicella faveolata, 1864 nucleotides. RefSeq lists its product as uncharacterized. The record is from RefSeq and is a predicted model, not a curated record. NCBI's taxonomy places the organism in Eukaryota, Metazoa, Cnidaria, Anthozoa, Scleractinia, Merulinidae. Gene Ontology annotation, molecular function: protein-containing complex binding; intracellularly cyclic nucleotide-activated monoatomic cation channel activity.